Messenger RNA from Chilo suppressalis (striped riceborer), 1579 nucleotides. Lineage: Eukaryota; Metazoa; Arthropoda; Insecta; Lepidoptera; Crambidae. The record is from the annotation of a GenBank genome assembly.
AUAACAGAGGGCGCGCGGUAUAGACGCCUAACAUGUGCUAACGGUGGUUAAUCAAAUAUUUUAAAUAAAUCGAAAACGAACAAUAAGUUCCAGUUGAAAUGGCAGUCGGACUACCGAUAUUGCUGAUCGCAUUGUAUGCCUGCGCCUGCGCCGCGGAGCGCUGGCGGUGGCCGGAAGCAGCGUCAUCAGUUAGAAUUGACACCAAAGUCCAUUUCAUCGAUGCUAAGUCAGAGGAUGAUCAAGACAAAAAUAGAAACAGCGCGGUACAAUCCGACGAGCCUCAAUUCGUGGAGGCGACCAACACUGAAGGGUUUUACAACCGGCCGCCGGGCAUAGGUCGCUACCCGGUGCGUGUGGAGACGCCACGGGCUCCCUACAGGGUCGACCCGGGUUCAAUCUACAACCUGAGGAAGUCGCAACAACACUAUUCGGAUGGAACUUUGGAUUCGAUGCAGUACUGCAAGUGUGUCUCCACGCCAGAAUGCAGCCCUAAUAUCGACUCCGCAAAAGCUUGCGGUUCUGGCAAAUUCCUGUGUUGCUACAAACAACCAAACAAGAAUCAACUACAAAAUUCAGAAAUCUUCAACGAAGUUGACGAUGAGCGGCCUUUCCUACUACCGGGCCAGGGCGAGCGAGCUGGUCCUUUCCCCUCACCACCCGGCACAGCUCUAGAUGGCUCCUUUGGUCCGGGACUUGGACACGAAGCCGCUAUUCUCGGCGCCUCCGUAGGCCCAGGGAAGAAGCCAGUACUCGUCGGACCAGGAGGACCAACCGGAAUCAUUGGACCAGCACCCAACCACGCCAGCUUAAAUCCAACUGGCACUUUUAGCCCGGACCAACCCAAUCAAGGAGUUUUAGUCGGCCCCGAUGGCCCUACUGGAGUCAUAGGGCCGAACAGAGGUGUCUUAGCCGGUCCCGGAGGACCAACGGGAGUCAUAGGGCCAAAUAGAGGCGUUCUGACUGGCCCAGGUGGUCCUACUGGCAUAAUAGGACCAGCCCCAAACAAAAAGGGCUAUUACUUAUCAAACUAUGAUGGACAACAAUCUGAAUCAGCUCAGAGAGGUGUCUUAGUCGGUCCUGGCGGUCCUACAGGUAUAAUAGGUCCAGCAGGAUUUGGGAGGCGACCUGUCCUUGUUGGUCCAGGUGGACCAACAGGAAUAAUUGGACCGUACGGCAGAAUGAAUCGACCCGUACUCGUCGGACCUGGUGGUCCAACUGGGAUGAUUGGCCCACCACGCCGCUACUACGGUAAAUAAUGUGUGUGCAGUGACUAAUAAACUGGUCGUCAUGGAAAAUGACGAUACUGCUUGCCUAAAGACUUGUGCCUUCAAGUGUGUGUAAAUAAUACUGUAGGAUAGUUUCGGUUUAAUGCUGCUUACCCAGCUGAUGCGAGUUACCAAUCAAUGUGAUAAAUCUAAUUGUAAGUCAGUUAAUAUGCCCUUCGCAGGCUGCUCCAGAUCAAAGGCGAAUUCAACAAUGACGACAGUUGAACGUAAUAAUAAGCCAUGUACGAAAACCCAUUGAUGACUUUAUAGUAUAAAAUACUUUUGUUGCAUUCAAAUAUUGUCUUUUAUUCACC